Molecule: messenger RNA, 969 nt
Organism: Amoebophrya sp. A25
Lineage: Eukaryota; Dinophyceae; Syndiniales; Amoebophryaceae
Source: the annotation of a GenBank genome assembly
AGCUUUUUUAGCUUCUGUCCUGGAGCUGGAGCACGUCGACUAAUUAUACAAAUAGAUAUUAUUUCUAUCUUCUAAUUAAAAUAAAGAUAUAGUAGACCACGCGUUCAGGUUUAGAAAGCUCCAACCAUCCGCACCAUCCCCUAAAAGUCAACAUCAAAGAUCAAACCAUCAAACUAACGACUAAAAAGCCAUGUCCUCUUGUUUCAUUGGUCUUUUUGAUGGCUUCAGGGAGUGCUUUAAUCCCAAGUCCAUCACAGGCGGUCGCGAUGUUCAUGCCGCUUACUACACCAACUUCCUACAGCCAGGGAGUAAGCUAAAAUUAUGGCUUCCCCUCGUCUUCCAUCUUGGGUGUAGUGAAUUCGUCAUCUCCAAAUGGGUCAUCUGAAACAGAAAAUUAGACAAGAUGAGGAAAGAGGCACUCGUCAGAUCAUUGUAGACUAAGCUCUAAUGAACGGCGAUGCCUCCAAAGCCUCUUUGGCCACGACAGCCAACUCAUCGUCAGGAAGCAGCUCGUCUGUUGCGAGUGGAGCGAAAAAAUGAGGACAGGAAGGAGAAGGAGGAUUUGCCACGUCUGGAUGGGGUGAAAAAGGCGGACCUGCCCUGUUGAGGAUGAGGAGUUUGACAUCUUCCGAGUCACCAUCUUUGGAGGACGAAAAGGUGCUAACUCACUGGUUCUUUCCGACUCCGACUUUGAGACAUGUCUUUCUCUUCCUGAAACCAACCCAGGCUUGGGGAGCUAAGUACAACCAUUGCAGGGGAAGACGAAUCGAUGGAACUCCUGACAUUAUCAUUUUUAUGCGCGUUGAUCAUGAUUUUAAUUUUUCCGCGUCGAGAAAAAUGUCGACGACACUCACAGAUGAACAAAUGCUUCAGAUUCACACCUGAUCUUAAGUUCAGAGUGUACUAAAUCUAAAAAAAGUCUUCGUCCCUGCUGCCGCGUCAUCUCGAUUGCAUAUUCUUCAUCUUGAU